AUGACCUCCAACGCCCUCAUCUGGAACCCUCUGGCCAAGGCGGACCGCAUGUUGGUCUACUACAACAGCUCCAAGGGCAACCUUGGCCUGCGGCAGUGGACAGACGGCGAAGAAGGCUGGGGCCCCGUGUGGGCUGAGAAGGAGGAGAGCACCAAGGGCAACGUCUUGGUCGGUGGAGGGCUCACGGCCUUGCAAUGGCGUGACUGGAUCCGAGUCUAUGGUAUCACGACUGUCAAAGAUGCCACGGCAGGCAAGGAGGUCAACUACAUCUCCCUCCUCAGCCCUGUCGUCCAGUCUCUGAGCAUCAAGACCAACUAUAACCGCCUGACGGGUUCGAGCGACGGCAAGGUCAAGGCUUACCUGUACUUCUUCACUGCUCAACAAGAACCCAACAACAGCUCUGACCCUCCUGUCCUCAACGAACGUUCUCUCGACAAUUCCAGCACAAAGCCCUUGAACAAAGGACUCACAAUCAUGAAAUCGCCAGCCGGCCUUAGCAGCAUCGCUGCCACCUACUCGCUCAAGACGGCUAAACGAUGGGUGUUUGUCCAAUUAGAAAACAAGGAAAUCGUCGCCCUGAACGGGGCGAGCACUGAGAGCCAUACCGUCACGAAAGACGCCAAGCCCGGCACGCCUCUGGCGGCCGUCUCGUUUAUUGAAGGCGAAAAGGAGGCCGUGGUGGUGUACUACGUUCGCAACACGGACGGUUUUCUAGCCCGCGCCAGUUCGCUCGACGCAGGCGCUACCUGGUCCGAUGUGAUACUGGAAGGGGCUGGCGUCCCCACGCAAGAGACGCUGAGUGCUGCUUCCAAGGACUCCUUAAAGAAGAUCGCCGUGGUGUUUUCGGCCGAGGACAGCACCGAGACGCAGAUCCACGUGGAUGAGUGGGAAGCCAUCCUUAAAGCCCCUGCCUCUGACAAGCCUUGA
Ilyonectria robusta is the source of this 927-nucleotide messenger RNA. RefSeq lists its product as uncharacterized. The record is from RefSeq and is a predicted model, not a curated record. Bases 1 to 927 code for a protein of 308 amino acids. NCBI's taxonomy places the organism in Eukaryota, Fungi, Ascomycota, Sordariomycetes, Hypocreales, Nectriaceae. The transcript has 4 exons.